AACCGGCUUUCCUGCAAAGGGACAGACGUGUUCGUAGUCCUCUAACUCACACUGAAUACAGGGGAAUAUAGUGAAUAUAACUGUCUUCACGCCGCUUUGUGCUGCAGUGCUUGUGAAUCGGACUGAAAAAAAUGAUAAACAACGGGCAUCAUGUGAGCUGCGUUCCGGCCGCCGCUGCCUGCAGUCCGGAGAAGAGGAGGAGUACUGUCCGCGUCUGGUGCGAUGGAUGUUAUGACAUGGUCCAUUAUGGUCAUUCCAAUCAGCUUCGACAAGCCAAGGCUAUGGGAGACUACCUCAUUGUUGGAGUGCACACUGACGAUGAGAUCUCUAAGCACAAAGGUCCUCCAGUGUUCACUCAAGCAGAGAGAUAUAAGAUGGUGCGAGCCAUCAAAUGGGUGGAUGAGAUUGUGGAAGGGGCUCCAUACGUAACCACGCUUGAGACUCUGGACAAAUACUGCUGUGAUUUCUGUGUUCAUGGAGAUGAUAUAACACUCACCGUGGAUGGAAAAGACACGUAUGAAGAAGUGAAAAAGUCGGGUAGGUACAGAGAGUGUAAAAGAACGCAGGGUGUGUCCACUACAGACCUGGUCGGCCGCAUGCUGCUCAUGACUAAAGCUCAUCACAGCAACAUGGGCAGGUCAGACUAUCAGCAACACACAGACAACUUUGGAAGAGGUCCAAAGGGCCACAGUCCCUGGACGGGAGUGUCACAGUUUCUGCAGACGUCCCAAAAAAUAAUUCAGUUUGCCUCAGGGGAGGAGCCACAGCCUGGAGACACCAUCAUCUAUGUGGCUGGAGCUUUUGACCUAUUCCACAUUGGUCAUGUGGAUUUCCUGGAGGCAGUGUCUAAGCUUUCAGACAAGCCAUAUGUUAUUGUGGGGUUACACUUCGAUCAGGAGGUGAAUCGUUACAAAGGGAAAAACUAUCCCAUCAUGAACAUCCAUGAAAGAACACUGAGUGUGCUGGCUUGUCGAUAUGUUUCCGAGGUUGUGAUUGGGGCACCAUAUGCAGUUACUAAAGACUUACUGGACAAUUUUAAGGUGGAUCUGGUGUGCCACGGGAAAACAGAAGUGUUUCUAGACAGAGAUGGAUCAGACCCUUAUGCCGUGCCUAGGAGAAUGGGGAUAUUGCGGACAGUGGACAGUGGAAACAGUCUCACCACUGACGACAUUGUACAGAGGAUCAUCAAAAACAGGUUGCUGUUUGAGGAGAGGAACCUUAAAAAAGAGGCUAAAGAGAUGGCAAUGAUACAGGCCAUGAAGAGACGAGAAGAGGAGAAGGCAAAAGAGAGAGCACAGACAGUGCUGUAGAAACAAAUACAGCAACAGACACUAAUAAAACCCAAUACAUAUCCACAUAGUGGACUCAUAUACUGUUUGUCAGAACCACCAGCAGCAAUCAGAGGAUCUUCUACUGCUGUUGAAUAUGAAUUAGCAUGUGUUUUGGGAGAUGUGUGUCCAUUUAAUAAUCUUCUGAUUUUAUGAACCUCUUCGAUUCCCCACAAUCACCAUCUGAAGGACAAACUGAAGAGUGGAGACAUGCUUCUCUGUGGUACUUCCAUUAACUCUUGAUACAGCUUGGACCACUUCAUCAGUACCUUUUCAAAGUAGAGGACCAUUCCCCUCAGAUCUACCCACUGAGGGUUUUGAAGGAGCAAGGGUUGGGUAUGUGUGCUAGACUUUGCUGUGUGCAGGAUAUUGUUACCUCGAUGACCUAGGUCAGUGAUUCCCAACCAGGGGUAUGUGCACCAGGGGGUACUGUACGUAAGCAGGUUCCAGGGGUUACGAAAAAAAAAUUCCUAAGAUCGUUUUUGUAAUAUAUGAAGUUUAGCAGCAAGAUUAGAUAGAAUGGUAUGCAAAAAAUUUUUUGGGGGAGGGGACAUGUCCCCCUCAAUGUCUGUGGUGGUUCUGGCCCUGCUGUAAUACAGUAAGUGUCCUGAGAUAUCUCAUCUGUCUCAGUGACAGC
This is a messenger RNA of Myxocyprinus asiaticus (Chinese sucker), 1965 nucleotides long. Its product is annotated as ethanolamine-phosphate cytidylyltransferase-like. Gene Ontology annotation, cellular component: cytoplasm. Bases 132 to 1310 code for a protein of 392 amino acids. NCBI's taxonomy places the organism in Eukaryota, Metazoa, Chordata, Actinopteri, Cypriniformes, Catostomidae. Gene Ontology annotation, biological process: phosphatidylethanolamine biosynthetic process. The record is from RefSeq and is a predicted model, not a curated record. The transcript has 13 exons. Gene Ontology annotation, molecular function: ethanolamine-phosphate cytidylyltransferase activity.